Sphaeroforma arctica JP610 is the source of this 3870-nucleotide messenger RNA. RefSeq lists its product as hypothetical. The transcript has 6 exons. Gene Ontology annotation, biological process: regulation of DNA-templated transcription. Gene Ontology annotation, molecular function: sequence-specific DNA binding; DNA-binding transcription factor activity. The record is from RefSeq and is a predicted model, not a curated record. Bases 137 to 3130 code for a protein of 997 amino acids. Lineage: Eukaryota; Ichthyosporea; Ichthyophonida.
CUGCCAAGUUCACAACCUAGCAACAUUUGUGGACAUUUUAUCACUAUGCAAUAGACAUCCUAACACACAGUUAGCAGCACCCUCUGCCUUCAUAUAAAAUUAUAUAAUCUCUAAAAUAUAUUCGUGAAUAUCCAAUAUGAUUUCAUUCGGUGAGCCUACAAGGGCGAAAUACCCACUUGUAAACCCUAAUGCCGGCAGGCAGAUGCCAGGAAAUCGAACUGGGCCUUUAGGUUGGAGCAACACACUUAACGCACACGCACAUUUGCGUGGUGGUCCGCGAGUCACCAUGCAACCUAAACUCAAACAGCAAGCAAAUAUCAAACACGAACCUAUGGCUAUGCAGUUUACCUCCAACGGAGACGCCAAUGCGUCUGGAUAUCCGGACUUGGCUUUUAUUCCUCCACUCCACCACCCGGCUGCACCAAGUUCCUUCACAUUAGCACCGCCAGUGGGUACAGAAGAUACCACAACAGCCAAUAUUAAAACUGAGAACAAGUCUAAAAAGUUGUCUGCCAAGGUAUCGAACGGGGCCAAGCCGAACCGUCCGAAGCCUAAAAGAAAGAAUCUAACGGUUGACGACACUCCACAAUUGAAUUUAUCGCUCACUCCUUUGGAUUGGCUGACUAUCAGCUCCUUACCCCAGCCUGUGGCGGCGAAACCUGCAAACAAAGAGAAACCUGCUGCCGCGGUGCAACCAGAGGCUAAGGAGAUCUUAAACAUAUUAAACAAAUCAACUGAUCUCAAUUACCGGGUGAACGCAGAGUUGGAAUGUCGCCUGAAUCCUAAUAUAAAGCCCCAGUAUGAGUUGGAAGAGAUAAUUAUUAUGGCCAUCAGAAGUAAUAAGAUGAUGACGCUUACACUUGACGGUAUUUGCCAAUGGGUAAGCCGCAUAUUUCCGUUCUAUCGUAACCGCAAUUCUGAGGUAAAACGUGCGGUCAAAGAAAGUAAGAAAAUAAUAAGGAAUGCCAACAAAGAUAUGAAACCCGCUCAUUAUAUUGUGGAAAGCGACAGUCCAAUGCAGGCUAAGCGAAGUAAAUCUGCCACGCCCACGAGCCGGGGUAUCGCGUCAGCCCGGAAGAAUAGUUUGAAGGAGCGACCAUCAUACACAUCCAGAAAUCCCACCCGGCCUCGCCAACGGUCCUUGUCGGAUCCGCCAAAUAAAGCCCAAAAUAAUCAUCCCUUAUCCAGAACCCCAACGAAUGAUUCCGAGACGGACUUCCAGCACAUGCGCUCAUCCUCUAUGUCUCCGAAUUCAACGCUGGGUGUGCUGCCGGAGGAAUCUAUGCCAACCUCUAUGAACUAUAAUGCCUACGCUAAUCACGACCAGUCAUCAAGACGAUCGAUCGCUCUCUCCAUGCAACCUGACAAUCAACGCCGGUAUGGUAUGCCGGAACGCAUUGAUCUGCACGUUGGUCAUCAACAACAGGGCCAUAUGCGCCAUAUACAGAGUCGCCCACAACAGAAGCUACGAAAUUCAAUUUCAUCUGCAAGUAUGCCUACGGGCACCUUCCUUAGCGGUACAGUCGGGGGCUUACCUAUGUCACAAGAGAAGGAGCACGACACUUUCAUGACCCGGAGAGCCUCGGUGAGUACCUACACUGAUGUGGACAUGGAUAUGGACAUGUAUCCCUCUUCUUCGAGUAUGUUUGGGAACGAAUCGAGCAUUGACAAUAUCUUUAAGCUGAGUUUCGACCUGCCGAAGAUGCCCAUGCCCGAUGCACAAGGCUCUGAAGCUGCAGCGCGUGCAAACACAAACAGUUACAUUAAAGAUAACACUGGACUAUUCCCCAGUCCCUUGAGCAACACGGGGGGCAAGUUCCAUGGCGAGUCUACUAACACCAGCAAAUGCGAUACCGCUACGGAUAUCCUAGCGAGUGCUAACGCGGCAUUGCACACAAGCCCACCCAUAAAUGCCUUCAAGCCUGGCGCUCAUUAUGUUGCAGAGACUGAGGACUGUGGAGGAAUGAAUGACGGGUUUCUGUUCAGUAUGCCAACCGUACACCAUACAUCACCUAUGUGGCCCUCACAGGAGUGGGGGGUAAGCAGCAGUGUGCAAAGCAUCAUGGACAAUGCACAUGGUGACAUCUAUGCAGAUGCGAAUGGUGACGCCGAUGUGCAGCCGCGUAGGUGUUCCAGUGCAACUCUGGAUGCGAUGGACAUGGGCAGUCCAUUUGGCAGGAAUGGCUUUGGACUGACAUCCAAUGAAGCUCUCACACGGCAGCAUUCUCAACCAGACAUGAUGUUCCCGCCAGGAAUGGAAAGCACUGCCACACGCACAGCACGCACUAUGAGUGCCAACUUGGAUGGUAAUGUGAAUUUGAGCCAUAGCACUCGCCUGGACUCGCUACUGCACCACAACGUGGGGAACGUCUUCAGGACUUCACCGCUUACUACAAACUCAGCUAUUGACCUUCGUACUCACGAUCGUUUACAAGGGCCUUCGGACGGAACGCGCCUGUCAAUAUCAGAGGAGAUGAGCGCACGUGCGAAUGGUACUAUGGAUCUUAACGAUCCGGAAUCCUCGCUCAGCGACAUACUCACCGCCAGUCAAAAAUGUGACUUCUCACUGUACUCGAUGCUGGACUUAUCUGCACAGCAACCUCACGGGCAGUCCAUUGGUGGUACAGGGUUGAGCAUGCUUCGUGAACAACAGGAGAACGAUGACCGAGACGACACAGGGAUGAAUGCGCGUGCACAGGUGCAGAAUACAAACGCACUCGGACAUGUGCAUUCUUCUGGUGUUGCUGAAGAUGACACAUCAUUCCCCAGUUUGGCCCCUGGAAACGAUCUUGCAUAUAAUCCAAACUUGGGCAUCGCCUCUUUUCUGCUGAAUACGGCCGAUCUGGCAUCGUUGACACUACACGGGGUGGAUGUACAGUCAUCCAUGAUGUUCCUGGAUAAGCUCAACAACGAUGAUAUGAAUCCGAAUCUGAUUGUGCCCGCUAGUGUUGAUGUACACGGGACUGUGAAGCUACACAGUAGCAAAUCUGAGCAUGCGAUCAAGGCUCUAAAGAAACAGAGUUCACACAUAUUGAGUCCACUGAGUGAUGAUCUGGGGUCGUCGGCGCUUGUUGACAAUCUGGAUGAUUGCUCGUUGGUAACCCCUGACGAUUGGAACUAUCUGAUCUAAGUGACUGCCAGAAGGCACACCGGUGUGUACACAUGUGUUUAUGAACACGCGCGUCAACAGACACACGUAGACGCUACGCACGGGAUUUGCACAAGGUUCAUAACAUGAGCUUGAGACAGAAAGUAAGCUCAACGACCGGAAGAUUUCAUAGGACAUUAUAUGCGCACACGACUGGGUGCACGGUGCAUUUGAGAAUCAAAAGAUAUAUCUAUAUCUAUAUCUACUUGUCAUACAGUAUGGUGUAUAUAUAGAGAUAUGUAUAUUCCAUCUCUCUAGUAUAUACAUAUGUGACAGACAUGGAUAUGAGAUUCAAGCACACAUAUCGUCAGCACAGUUCGUAUGUAGACAAACCAAUAGUCUGCACGGAUCGGAUCUGCCAGGGGCAACUUGCCAAAUUUGCACACACUGACGAGCUAUUUAUAAGUUUGUACAUUUUUUAUUUGUAUUUUGACAUCUUGCAACCAUAUCAAAGCUGGAACCGUCGGGUAACAACCGACUUGAUAACCACAAGAGAUCGACAUAGGGUGAAUACGAUAUUUGGAACGUAAUAACUGUUGGAACAUAACACUGAACAUACGCCAACAACUACCCAACACAAAAGAACAAAUCAUAGCCACUCUGAAUCUUAGAGUGCAAUGCUUGCACACAUGAAUAUAUAAAUCACUAGUUGAUAAUGUAAAGCGCAGUUCACCUCUACACGUGUAACUGAAAAUAAAGAAAUAAGAAAUGGUUGUCUCCUG